Molecule: messenger RNA, 1217 nt
Organism: Rubroshorea leprosula
Lineage: Eukaryota; Viridiplantae; Streptophyta; Magnoliopsida; Malvales; Dipterocarpaceae
Source: the annotation of a GenBank genome assembly
AACUAAACAACUAGAAGUCACAAUUACAUAUUCAAAAUUCCUCAAAGAAUCACCAUCCAAAGAUUUAUGUCAAAUGACAUGCCUUCAAUUUCAACACUACCUCAGCAAUUCACAGAUCUUAUAAGCGAGGAGGAGCACUCUCAACUAGCCAUUGAUAGAAUUAAUGCAAUUCCAUCAGUUAAUGAGGAUGAGACAUCGCAACAAAGUCAAGACAAUGGGACAAUAAAGACAACGAAAAAUAAUAACAGUCCUAUGCUUGCUCCUACAGAAGAAAAUCAAAGAAAACUAGUACCUAAAGACCAAGGAAAUGAAAUUCAAUAUCAAAGAACCCAAGAACAAUCUGGAAACUCAGAAAUUAGUGAAGCAGUGGUUUCGAAUUGGAGUGGAGUGUCACCACCUGCUAACAACAAUGUUUCUAUUUCUACUCAUCCUAUGCAAACAAAAGCCCGUACAGGAGCUCAUACUGGACAUGUUAAAACCAUAUUUCCAAAGAAUGCAAAUACCAUAGUAAUUGACAAGUCUAUUUUGCAACUUGCAAGUCCUGAUAUUAUGGAACCUAAAAUAGUUCAAAAGGCACUUCAAAGUCCACAUUGGGUCAAAGCCAUGCAAGAAGAAAUGGAUGCAUUGCAUAAAAAAAACACCUAUACAUUGGUGCCACCACCGUCGGAGACAAAUAUAGUUGGUUCCAGAUGGGUUUUCAAAACCAAGCUUAACCUAGAUGGUACAGUGGAAAGGUUUAAAGCUCGUCUAGUAGCUCAAGUCUUUUCCCAAAUGCCAGAAAUGGACUUUGAGGAAACAUUUAGUCCUGUUCUUAAACCAACAACAUUUCCAUUGGUUCUUGCCUUUGCUACAACUCUAGAAUGGCCUUUAAGGCAACUUGAUGUAAAGAAUGCCUUCCUCCAUGGCAAGCUCAAGGAAAUGGUUUAUAUGACACAACCACCAAGUUUUGAAUAUCCCAAAUAUCCUCACUAUGUUGAUAAGUUUUCUGGUGGCAUAUUUCUAUCUCAAGCAAAGUAUGCUCGUGACGUUCUUACUCAAGCUUCAAUGUUGGAGGCAUCAUUCAUAGCUACUCCAUUAGCAACAAAGGAAAACACUACCUCAAGAGAUGGUGACCUCGUUGAUGCUCAUGAAUAGAGAAGGAUUGUUGGGCCGCUACAAUAUCUAACUAUAACCAGAAUUUAUAUGUGUCAUGCUGUAAAUAGAGUAUGUCAAUUCAU